This is a messenger RNA of Megalobrama amblycephala (Wuchang bream), 1898 nucleotides long. It is a transcript of the gene fgf12b, whose product is annotated as fibroblast growth factor 12b. The coding region runs from base 488 to 1240 and encodes 250 amino acids. Gene Ontology annotation, biological process: positive regulation of cell population proliferation; fibroblast growth factor receptor signaling pathway; cell differentiation. Gene Ontology annotation, molecular function: fibroblast growth factor receptor binding; growth factor activity. Gene Ontology annotation, cellular component: cytoplasm. NCBI's taxonomy places the organism in Eukaryota, Metazoa, Chordata, Actinopteri, Cypriniformes, Xenocyprididae. The record is from RefSeq and is a predicted model, not a curated record. The transcript is spliced from 5 exons.
GGAAUCACACAAAAUGCAUUCUCGCUUUCUCGGUUAAAAACCACAGUAUUGGAUUUGCUUUGAGGCUUUUCCCUGCACUGGAUCCCAGAUGCCAGUAACGGACUAUGGACAGAAAUGGGAUGAGGGCUGCAACAUGUUGAGGACAAACCGGACCUCACGGAUGGGUCACUGAUGAGAAGUUAACGUCGACACUGAUUUCAGCUGCACAUUUUGGACAGAAGCUCUACAUAUCAUGAAUAACUGACGGUCCCGUUAGGACUCUAAAUUUUGGACGGUCUCUGUGUUGUUAUGUGGUCUAAUUGUGCGGUUAUGUAACUCUAAGUGCUUUCCGUGGUAAGUAACCGAGUCUAUCGGUAUCGCUCAUGCUCCGGUGCAUGCCUGCACGAGAGAAGCGCGCGCGCUCGCUCCCUCGCGCCGGUGGUCUGCACCGUGAAUCUGCACCGAAUCUGCACAAUCGUCCCCACAUCGACCCUCCGUCUCCCGUGAGAUGGCCGCGGCGAUCGCCAGCUCGCUCAUCCGACAGAAACGGCAGGCGCGCGAGUCAAACAGCGACCGUGCGGCGACCGGUAAGCGCCGCUCCAGCCCCGCCAAAGAGCCCUCCGGACGAGGCUCCCUGUGCGACCGGCACCUGUUCGGACUCUUCGGUAAAGUCCGAUUCUGCAGCGGGAAAAAACGACCCGUGCGCAGGAAACCAGAGCCUCAGUUGAAGGGGAUAGUGACCAGGCUCUUCAGCGAGCAGGGCUUCUACUUACAGAUGCAGCCGGACGGAACCGUCAGCGGGAGCAAAGAUGAAAACAGCGACUACACUCUGUUUAAUCUGAUCCCGGUGGGUUUGCGGGUCGUGGCGAUUCAGGGCGUGAAGGCUGGACUUUACGUAGCCAUGAAUGGAGAAGGUUUCCUGUACUCCACGGAUGUGUUCACAGCGGAGUGUAAGUUUAAGGAGAGUGUGUUUGAGAAUUAUUACGUGAUCUACUCGUCUACGCUGUACCGCCAGCAUGAGAGCGGACGCGCCUGGUUCCUCGGACUCAAUAAAGAAGGAACUAUCAUGAAGGGAAACCGGGUCAAGAAAACUAAACCGUGUUCACACUUCGUGCCCAGACCCAUUGAAGUGUGUAUGUAUAAGGAGCCGUCGCUGCAUGAAAUUGACGAGAAGCAGCGGUCCAGGAAAAACUCAGGAACUCCCACUAUGGGCACCAGGAAAGAGUUGAACCAGGACUCUACCGAUCAUGAAGGCUCAUAGCCACACACACACACACACACACACACACACUGACCUGUAAAUGUACACACACACACUCACACACACGGUGACCCCUGGAGCUGAAUGCUUUCUUACACCCCAACAAAUAACCGCAACUUCAGCAUUGACAAACAUCAAACGAAACAAAAAUUAAUGAAGUAACGUGAGAAAAACAAACAAAAAAACAAAAAACAAAGCUGAAUUCUUGCCUGUGAGAAUAUUUUAGGAGUAUCUGAAAAUCAGGACAUGAUUUUACAUUUUAUGCAAAGUCUGGCAAGAGUCUGUUCGCGUCACAUGCUCGUGGGAGACGCGGGAGGGUGUUUCUUUCGGGAGUCUGAGCUUUAAGCCAUGUUCGAUGAUCACAUGUUGAUUUAUGAAUGCCAAAAGCACUUUCACUCACUGCUAUAUGUCGCUCAACUCAUCAAUAUGGAAUGUUCGCAUCGAUUGUGUCCUCCAAUAAUUGCUCUGUUUUUUAUUCUGAGUGGGAGGGGCUUGUGAAUUCUGCUGUCUGAUUGGCUAAAGUGGGAAGGGUUCAGGAAUUGCUCUGCUGAUAGGCGCUGACAGUCAUGUGACUUUACAGAUCUGCUUCAUCUCAUUCCACUGUAUGAAAUGUGUUAAAGGGUCAUAUUCUACACUUCUGUAGCAUUUUACUUCAUAU